This is a messenger RNA of Pistacia vera, 1293 nucleotides long. RefSeq names its product F-box protein SKIP23-like. The record is from RefSeq and is a predicted model, not a curated record. Bases 1 to 1293 code for a protein of 430 amino acids. NCBI's taxonomy places the organism in Eukaryota, Viridiplantae, Streptophyta, Magnoliopsida, Sapindales, Anacardiaceae. The transcript has a single exon.
AUGAAGUCUUUCAAGAUUUCCUGGGCUGAUCUCACUCCCGAUGGCAUUUUCUCUAUCUCUGAAUUCAUUGAUACCCAUUCAGGCCGUCUCCGUUUUCGUGCCGUCUGUAAUUCCUGGAGAACUACCAUUCCCUCUCCUCAAGAGCAAGUUCUCUUGCCCAAAAAAAUGUAUUUUCCUUCAAACAACGCGAAGGACCAGCUUAACUUGGGGUACGUGUUGUUUCAGUCGACGGUCUACCUUAUCGAAGAUCCAGAGGGCUCUCCGAACGACGGAUGGUUGAUCAUGGUGAGUGAACCAAAUGAACAAGGCAAGUUCUGUUUUCUUAAUCCAUUCACGAUGAAAAAGAUCGAAGGUUUACCAGACGAAUACUUCCCCAAGGAGUUGAACUCGCUCGAGUUUCGCGUCACUGAAGUGUGUAAGAGUUUCACUCUAAAAUGGAUCAGAAAUGAAGCCGCGAAUCCUGCGCAGCCAUUGAAUAACCGUAACAAUGACAACGAACAGCUCAAAAACAAGGCAGUGUUGUCAUCAAACUUUGAAUCAGAUAACUCAUUAUUCGUGAUCAAUGAUCAUAAAGUAUUUUCAGUAACAAUCGGUGAAGACUAUUGGUCACUGGUGAACCGAGAAAUAGAGUAUCGCGACAUCGCAGGCCACAAUGGUUAUGUCUACGUUGUCGAUCGCUUCGGAAUUGUGGUUGCAGUCCAGGAAUCCAGUUACAAUUGCAUCACAAUUCCGGUUCCUUAUCCUUUUUUGGGAGAUUGGUUCUUGGUAAAGUCAGGUGGGGAUCUUCUUCUAGUAGGAAGAGACUAUUCUCUUUGUGAUGAUCAAGUUUAUUAUCAUAACCCCACUGAUAGUUUUAUCAGAAGGCCUGGUAUUCGAGAAGAUAUAUUUGUUGAUUUCAAAAUUCAUCGGCUGGAGGAGACGGAGGAUGGAGAGAAAGAAUGGACGGAGGUUGAAGACUUGGGUGAUACCGUGUUAGUCCUCAGCCGAAAGUGGUCAUUCGCCAUUGAUGCUUCGGACUUUGAUGAGAUUGAAGGCAAUCACAUCAUCUUUGUUGAUGAAGUGAAGUAUCCAAUUGACAGUGAUGAUGAAGAAGACUUUGAUGAUGAGCAGGAGGAACCAGUAGAUGAGUUCUGGGGACUUCUGUUGGAAGAUAUCAAAGUUCGUGUGUACGAUGUCGAAGAAACCUUUGAUAUACCUCUAGAAUAUCAGCCCGAAUAUCAUAAAAUUUUCUGGCCACCACCGGAAUGGUUGAGGCAAUACCGGUCCCCAUCGCCUCAUCAGACUGACCAGUAG